This is a messenger RNA of Saccharomyces paradoxus, 567 nucleotides long. RefSeq names its product protein retrieval receptor (gene RER1). The record is from RefSeq and is a predicted model, not a curated record. NCBI's taxonomy places the organism in Eukaryota, Fungi, Ascomycota, Saccharomycetes, Saccharomycetales, Saccharomycetaceae. The transcript has a single exon. Bases 1 to 567 code for a protein of 188 amino acids. Gene Ontology annotation, biological process: retrograde vesicle-mediated transport, Golgi to endoplasmic reticulum; protein retention in ER lumen. Gene Ontology annotation, cellular component: Golgi membrane.
AUGGACUACGAUAGCCCCGAUACCAUGAACGAUGGUUCAAGCAACACCUUAAUCUCGAAGAUGAAUACAAUGAAACUAUUAUAUCAACACUAUUUGGAUAAAGUCACACCUCACACUAAGGAGAGGUGGGCUGUACUAGGUGGUCUGUUAUGUUUGUUUAUGGUACGUAUUACAAUGGCCGAAGGUUGGUAUGUGAUUUGUUAUGGUCUAGGUUUAUUUUUGUUAAAUCAAUUUUUAGCCUUUUUGACCCCAAAAUUCGAUAUGUCCUUACAGCAAGAUGAAGAAAACAACGAAUUGGAAGCUGGAGAAAAAUCAGAGGAAUUUCGUCCAUUCAUUAGAAGAUUACCCGAGUUCAAGUUUUGGUAUAACAGCAUUAGAGCCACUAUUAUUUCUUUAUUAUUGUCACUAUUUUCAAUCUUCGAUAUUCCAGUAUAUUGGCCAAUUUUAUUGAUGUACUUCAUAUUGUUGUUCUUUUUAACCAUGAGAAGGCAAAUUCAACAUAUGAUAAAAUAUAGAUAUAUACCCUUAGAUAUUGGUAAGAAGAAAUAUUCACAUUCUUCUAACUGA